AUGGAGUGCUACAUGCCAAAUAAUCCACAGUUCGGGUUGGCGGACUACUGCGGGGGCUGCCACGGGCUCUGCUGCGACCCGCUGCAGUGCACGUGCGUGGAGAAUCAGUUGAGAGAGUUCCCUGAGGAGGAGUGUUGUCAGGCAAGUCAGGAACAAGAGAACUGCUGCCCAGAAAAUGGAGAGGACUUGAACGCGUUGGGCGACAGCAUCGGAGGUUGCGAGGUCCCGCUUUCGGGUGAAGUCGCGGAGGGCUGGUCAGAAGACAUGGGGUCCUUCUCCUUACCGCCGUUGGAGUUGGACCCUCUACCAUCUCUGUUCCCGUUUUCACCCUGCUCUGGUUACAAGUAA
This is a messenger RNA of Arctia plantaginis, 348 nucleotides long. The record is from the annotation of a GenBank genome assembly. Lineage: Eukaryota; Metazoa; Arthropoda; Insecta; Lepidoptera; Erebidae.